Molecule: messenger RNA, 3345 nt
Organism: Argentina anserina (silverweed cinquefoil)
Lineage: Eukaryota; Viridiplantae; Streptophyta; Magnoliopsida; Rosales; Rosaceae
Product: formin-like protein 11
Exons: 5
Coding region: 353-3211 (952 amino acids)
Biological process (GO): actin nucleation; actin cytoskeleton organization
Molecular function (GO): actin filament binding
Source: RefSeq, a predicted model, not a curated record
UUGGAGAGAUCUGGUACCAUCAACCUCUAUCUGAAUGGGACACUGUAACUAAAAUAGGGACCUUGAUUUGGUUUUGAUGACUCUUUUAGCUGCAAAUCUCAUGACCCAUUUGACAGUGUUUUGCAGAGGUAUUUAUGGUGGUGAGAAGAAAAGAAGGCCCAGUGCAACUACAACUGCUGCUUUGCUCAGGGGUUUCUUGGAGUAGCAUUAAAGACUCACUGGUCUUGAUCUUCAUUGCACACCACCUAUAUGACAAAAGCUCCAAAAGAAGAACUUUCUUCAGAGAAACAAAAAGGAAGAACAUGACUUAUAUGCUUUGAUUGUUUUUGUUUGAGUCAGAAAAGAAAAGAAAAUGGGUUAUCAUAGUCCUGUGUUUUCCCACAUGAUGGAGAUUUUCAUCAUGUUUCUUCUCUUUUCAUUACUCAAUACCUCCCACAUUUUCACUGCUAAUGCUUUAUCAGAUGCAGAGGGCUUUAAUAUUCAUGGCCUACAUGAGGUUUAUCAUUCAACGGAGGACAAUGAUGAGGGCACGCAGGAGUUGCAGGUUGAGAAGGUUUCUGGGGAAGAUGAGAGUGAAGAACAUAAGAUUCCAGUGGUGGAAAAGUUCAGGGCUUUGCUUGGAUUGAGGAGCUUACACAAGAGAACACCAUCAAUUGGUGACAGAGAAAAUGUGUCUCCAUCUCCUUCCCCUUCACCCCUCUUUGAAGAUGAGCCUCCAAGUCCGGCUCCUGCUCCGGCCCCGGUGGUGCACAUCCACCCACAUUCACGUCGUCCACACCGGUUGCGCUCAAUCUCACCACCUCGGAAAAUUGUUAAAAAGGAUGAUGAUGAUGGCAAAACCAGAAAGAUACUCAUAGCUGUUCUUGUUUCAGCUGGAGCUGCAACUUUGAUUAGUGUGCUUGGCCUCGUUUGGGGUUGCAGGAAGUACAAAGAGCACAAGAACAAACCCACAAGAGUGAUUUCAGUUUACGGCGAAAAGGGAGAAGGAACAAGCAGUGGAUCAAAGUAUGUUGGUCCCCAAAAACCAGCAAGCAAGGUUAGUUUAAACCCUGGCACUCGUGAUCACAUUUAUGUUGAUUCAUUAGGCACUGAUGAUGUAGAGCAACAACAACAGCCCUCUUGUCUUAAGCAACAAGCCUCUCACACUUUAAAUGCUUCACCAAGUCAUUACACACAAAGAUACGCAUUGAGUGAGAUGGUAGAGAACGAGUCUAAUCAAGAUAUGGUGAAACCGGAUUUUGACAAUGUUAGUAGUUCUUCCACAAGGGAAAUUACAUCUGUUCAUGAGGAUAAUCUAGAAGACUCAGUCAAGUAUGAGUCUGACUGUGCCUCAACUGGAGUUAAAGUAGUUCCCGUUCGUGCUUAUUCUUCUGAUGAGGAAUCCUUCCAUUCUUUUGGAGAUUCCAAUUCAUCAAGCUUUCGCCUUUCGAAUGCUUCAGCGAGUAGUCUAUGCGACAAUGUAGCAGAAAAUAUGUCCACAAAUGUGCCAAAUGGAGAGCCUUGUUUAGCACCCUCAUUUAUGAACGCACCAAAUUCAUCAGCAACCACAAACCAAGCUUCAAUUCCACCACUAACUGCACCAUCUUCUUCCAACAAUGCAAAGAAUUUCACUACUCCUCCAACCCCUCCCCCUCCACCACCUCCACCAAUGCACUUUCCUACUUUCAGUUCUUCUGUAAGUUCAACUCGAAUUACAUCCAAAGCUUUGAGCUCUUCCACAUUGCAAAAUCUAUCACCUCCAAGAAAUUCGGAUUCUUCGUGUGGAUCAAACCAAGUCUCAGAAGUUGGCUUGCCCUUUUCGCCUCUAAAUUUAUCAACACCAUCUCCAACUCCGCCUCCUAUUCCUCCACCACCUUGCCCACCUCCCUUUUCGAAAGCAACUAACAGCUCUGCCAAAGGUCCACCUCCUCCAGGACCUCCACCAUUCCCUCAAGUCACACCAUUGGGAAAAGAUGGAUCUCCAUUGCCUAAAUUGAAACCGCUACACUGGGACAAAGUCAGAGCUGCACCUGACCAUUCUAUGGUAUGGGACAAACUAAGAUCAAGCUCAUUUGAGUUUGACGAGGAUAUGAUUGAAUCACUUUUUGGAUACAAUCUCCAAAACACAAUGAAGAAUGAUGAAGGAAAAAGCAAGACACCUUCUCCAAGCAAGCAUGUCCUUGAGCCAAAGAGAUUACAAAACAUUACCAUACUUUCAAAAGCCCUGAAUGCUACUACUGAGCAAGUAUGUGAAGCACUAGUACAAGGACGUGGAUUGUGUUUGCAACAACUUGAAGCACUUGCAAAGAUGGAGCCAACCACUGAAGAAGAGGGAAAGCUCUGUGGCUAUAAAGGAGAUAUCAAGGAACUAGGGUCAGUUGAGAGGUUUGUAAAGGCAGUGCUCAACGUUCCUUUCGCCUUUCAGCGAGUUGAAGCCAUGCUUUACAGAGAAACUUUUGAAGAUGAGGUGGUUCAUCUCAGAAACUCCUUUUCAGUCCUAGAGGAGGCCUGCAAGGAACUGAGGUCAAGCAGGCUGUUUUUGAAGUUACUGGAAGCCGUGUUGAAGACAGGAAAUAGGAUGAAUGUGGGAACGAUUAGGGGAGGUGCCAGAGCAUUCAAGCUAGACGCGCUUCUAAAACUCGCUGAUGUAAAAGGCACUGAUGGUAAGACUACCUUGUUACACUUUGUGGUGCAAGAAAUAAUAAGGGCAGAAGGGAUCAGAGUUUCGGAUAGCAUAAUGGGGAGGAUCAGCCAGAAAAACAAAAUCAAAACUGUUGAAGAGAAGGAAGAAGACUACAGAAGAAUGGGGUUAGACCUCGUAUCCGGUCUGAGCACAGAACUCUACAAUGCGAAGAAGACGGCUACAUUGGACUUGGAUGUUCUUGCAAGUGGUGUUUCAAACCUAUCUGAUGGAAUGACCAAACUAAAGCAUUUGAUAAACAAAGAGUUGGCCAUGGAUGAGAAAAGUGCAAACUUCGUGAUCUCCAUGAAGUCGUUCAUAAGCUACGCAGAGAAGAGUUUGAAGGAGUUGCAGGGGGAUGAGAAUAAGGUGCUGUCACAUGUGAAGGAGAUAACAGAGUAUUUUCAUGGAAAUGUGAGCAGAGAAGAAGCAAACCCGCUUAGAAUAUUUGUGAUUGUUAGAGACUUCUUGGGCAUGUUAGACCAUGUCUGUAAAGAGCUUAGAAGCUCAAAAGCCAGCCGCACCCCAAGUCCUCUUGCUCCAUUCAGAUAAAUUGUAGAUAUAAGAUUGCCUGGUGUGUUCAUAAGAUGCAUUGUUCCUUUCACAAAGCAUGCAGACUGUGUAACUUGACUAUGAAUUUUGAUGUAGAAUUUGGGAGCAUUUGAUAAAUUUUCUUACCUUAAGCA